Molecule: messenger RNA, 2297 nt
Organism: Cryphonectria parasitica EP155
Lineage: Eukaryota; Fungi; Ascomycota; Sordariomycetes; Diaporthales; Cryphonectriaceae
Product: ClpP/crotonase
Exons: 2
Coding region: 129-2297 (722 amino acids)
Biological process (GO): biosynthetic process
Molecular function (GO): catalytic activity
Source: RefSeq, a predicted model, not a curated record
UAAUACUCCCCCUCCUCACCCAAAUAUUCUGGACCGUCUCGUAUAUUUAUUAUUCAGUCCCAGGUGCCCGGGCUCGCUGGACAUAUCUCUCCAGUUCUAAUCAAGGCAUUGCCGCCGCAGUGGUGACCAUGAAUAUCCUAUUCGUCUGCACAGCACACAACUCUCUGUCCCAGAGACUUUACCUAGCCUUGUCCAAGCAGCCUGCUGUCACCAUCACCAUCGAGUAUGCUAUUUCUGAUGGUGUCAUUCGAGAGGCAGCUCGACUGACAAGGCCGGACCUUAUCAUCUGCCCUUUCCUAACCUCGCGUGUUCCCAAAGACAUAUACGAGAAUUAUCUUACACUUAUCAUUCACCCUGGCCCACCAGGUGAUGCCGGCCCGUCUUCAUUAGACUGGGUUCUGAUGGGCGAUGAUGGCUCUGAGCCCGAUCCUGCACAGCUUCUUCAACGGUAUACCCUGAGCGAGAAGGGUCGAUCACACUGGGCCGUGACGGUCCUCCAGGCUGAAGACGAGUUCGACACCGGCCCCGUAUGGGCCUUUGAGCAAUUUCCCAUCGACAUAGACGAGACCAAUCUUACCAAAUCGUCUCUCUACCGCGGACCAGUGACACGUGCAGCAGUGUCUGCGUGUCUAGCUGCUGUGGACAGAAUCAAAGCCGCUGCUCGCACUUCAUCGCCCCUCACGCCUCCAUCGAGCCCUCGAGCAGACAGUCGCAUCGGACCCUUACGCGACGCCAUCCACCCUGGGCUGGUGGCCAGUCCACAGUACAGAGAGCUCUGCGCAGGACUCUCCAAACCUUUUAUGGGCGGGUCCACGCACCACCGACCACUCCUCAAGGCUGGGCAACGGGACUUUGAUGUCAACAUUCAUGGCGCCAAGGAGAUCUCGAGGAGAAUACGAUGUGCCGACUCACAGCCUGGCUGUCUCAGCUCCGUUCUCGGCCACAGCCUGUACUUGUAUGGCGGCAUUGUUGAAGAAGGUAGCUGGUGCAGUGAGACGCAGACGACUCCCGGAUCUAUCGUGGCUGUGCGUGAUGAGGCCGUAUGCAUCCGAGCUGCCGAUAACAUGGGCGUCUGGAUCACUCACAUCAGACGCGUAAAGAAGAAGACAGACGUCCAGCUUUGGCCAAAGAUUCCCGCUGUGUCUGGUCUUCGCGAGCUUGGAUUCUUGACCGACGAGACCGUCACCCAACUUUCUCAGCCACUCGCAACUGAAGACUGGACAAGAGCUCCUCACGAGACUUAUCAAGACAUUUGGGUCGAUUUCACCAAGGUCUAUAUCAAUAGGACCUCCUCUCUCAAUCGUGUGGCUUAUGUCUAUUCAGACUUCUACAACGGCGCCAUGUCCACGCACCAAUGCAUCAAACUCAUGGCCGCCCUCGAAUUCGUGCUCUCCACACACACAGCUGACAGUCCUCUUGCUGCCGUCGUCAUGAUGGGCGGCGCAGGCUACUUCAGCAACGGAAUCCACCUCAACGUGAUCGAGGCCGCUGCCGAUCCAGCACUGGAGUCGUGGAACAAUAUCAACCGGAUCAACGACAUUGUCUACUAUCUUCUCCACGAGUUCCCCAGCCGAGGCAUCCUCACUGUUGCUGGCAUCCGCGGAAACGCCGCCGCAGGCGGUGUUGCGAUGGCCACAGCGUGCGACUGCGUUGUUGCCGGAGCCGAGGUCGUCCUCAACCCCGCGUAUGCAGCGAUUGGCCUCUAUGGCUCUGAGUAUCACUCCAUCAGCUAUACUGCCCGGUGUGGCCUCGAAGGGAGCAGACGCAUCCUGAGCGACAUGACCCCGAUCUCGGCGCACGACGCACGUUCGAUCAGACUAGUUGACCAUGUUCUCCCUGGCACCGGUGCUCUGCUGGACACGCGCAUCAGGAACCAUGUUAACGCCGUCGUGCGGUCGGCUGGUAGAUAUCGCAACGGCUCAGCGAGUUACCAUGCGGGCUGGUGGAAGUGGCGCGCAGACAUCUCGCCGUUGGGACUGGCACGGGCGAGAGCCAUGGAACUGGGAGAGAUGGCCCAAGACUUUUGGGGUGCGAGGUCCGCGACGUAUCACGGCCGCCGAGCUGCCUUUGUCAGGAAAAUGAAGGCUGUGUCGACUCCGUUACAGUUUGCGAAACAUCGUCGGGACGGUCAUAGCGCAGACGAGAAGAAGAAGGACUGCCACAGCGUUCUGGCCAGGGAGUUUGGAAGGAAGCUCGAACAGGGUUCGUCUGAUGAGUACAUGGCUGAUGUUCUCAUGGAUGAUGCUCCGGUGAUCAAAAUGGAGGGGCCCAUCUUCGCUUGUUAUUAUGAUACAUGA